This is a messenger RNA of Nezara viridula (southern green stink bug), 228 nucleotides long. The record is from the annotation of a GenBank genome assembly. NCBI's taxonomy places the organism in Eukaryota, Metazoa, Arthropoda, Insecta, Hemiptera, Pentatomidae.
AUGGCAACUGUCAGGAGGAUUUGUCCUUUACGGUCUUCAGGAAAUGGAUUGUUUCGUUUGUUCCGAAGGAAUCACCACGAUGCUCCAACCUACCUGCGAGCCCGUAGGGCGAAGAAGGCAACAGCUGUCCUGGCAGUUGGAGGAAUAGCUUUGUACUCCUUCCUCAAGUUGAACCAUUUUGACAACACAGUUCAUGCCUUCAAGAAAGCAAUCAAGGUGAGUCAAUGA